GACCACCAUCUCAUUUGUUUUGUUGCUUACAUUUUUCAAAAGAUGGCCUGUCAGGGACUGGAGAAGGGAGAAACCGUGGCAACGCUGAAGAAAGAAACAGAGGCUCUGAAGGCGAAGCUCGAGGUGGAGAGAGCCAAACUCCACGAUGUUGAAUUGAAUCAGCUUGCUGAAAAGGUCGAAGCAGUGGGACAGCUCAACAUAAAAGCCAGAAGAGUCCUGAAGGGACACUCAAACAAAGUGUUGUGCAUAGAUUGGUGCACAGACAAACGGAGGAUGGUUAGCUCUUCGCAGGAUGGGAAGCUUAUUGUUUGGGAUGCGUACACAACCAACAAGGAGCAUGCAGCAACGAUGCCCUCCACCUGGGUGAUGGCUUGUGCCUACGCCCCCUCAGGUUGUGCAGUGGCUGCUGGUGGUUUGGACAACAAAUGCUCAGUAUACCCGCUAUCUCUGGAUAAGAAUGAAAACCUUGCAGCUAAAAGGAAGCAAGUAGCGAUGCACACCAACUAUGUUUCUCACUGCACCUUCACUAACUCGGACAUGCAGAUCUUGACCUCCAGUGGUGAUGGUACCUGUGCCCUGUGGGACGUGGAGAGUUCCCAGCUGCUGCAGAGCUUCCACAGCCACACAGCAGAUGUGCUCAGCCUGGACAUGGGCCCCUCGGAGACCAGCAACACUUUUGUGUCCGGGGGUUGUGACAAGACGGCCAAGCUGUGGGACAUGCGCUCAGGACAGAAUGUCCAGUCCUUUGAGACUCAUGAUUCAGAUGUCAAUUGUGUUAAAUUCUACCCCAGUGGAGACGCUUUUGCCACAGGGUCAGAUGAUGCCACAUGCCGCUUCUUUGAUUUGCGAGCUGAUCGUGAGGUGGCGGUCUUCUCCAAAGAUAGUGUCAUAUUUGGCGCAGCUACAGUGGACUUCUCUUUGAGUGGCCGCUUGCUGUUUGCGGGCUAUAACGACUACACCAUCAACAUCUGGGACGUGCUGAAAGGAGACAGAGUGUCUAUCCUUUUCGGACAUGAGAAUCGUGUCAGUAGAGUGCGUGUCUCUCCUGAUGGCACGUCCUUCUGCUCAGCGUCAUGGGACAACACACUGAGGGUGUGGGCCUAAAACAUCGUUCAAACUGAAGCUGACACACAAGAUGCGUUUAAUGGAAGAAGGUGGGGCCAUCUCCAUGGCCAUCACAGUCCACGUGUUGAAUGAUCUUCUGACCCUGUGACAUGUUUAGUGAAUGGGUCUGGGAUGGGGGGGCUUUUUAGAACACUGGCUUUCAGCUGUUACAUGCAGCACUGUUACUGUUGCACUGAAGGAUCUGUUUCAGCCUCUCUCCCUACCUCAGCUGUCAGGAUAUCAGUACAUCAUUAGAAGUUAAAGAAGUAGCCUACGCAGAAGGUAGUGUUGGUACUGUCAAUGGUUAAUACUAAUACGUUUCAUAUUAUAUGGUGUAGUUAUUUUCCAACAUGAAUAGGUAGGCUAUUACAUUUUCCAUAUGGAGAGGCAGUAAAAAGACUGUAACUUGUGCCAUGUAUACGAAGGCUUUGACCGUCUAUGUCAUGUAUUAGUAUUGAACACACCACCUAUUAUCCUUUCCAAAAAUGUAGACUACAACAUAAAGAGUUCAGAACCUCUAAAUCGGUCAAACCACUUUCCUUUUAAUGAGCAUUUUUUAACAAGCUCCGGUAGAUUUCUGCCUAUAAAUCUAUAUUUCAGACCAGGAAGGGAGUGGUAUUUAGUGGGUUUUGAAGUGAAAUUAUUUGAUGAAGGUAGCCCACAGUAUACUAUGUGUGGAGAGCACUCACCAUUGUUAUCUCAUUUUUGACAGAGGUGGCUUUUAGAGGGUUUUGCAUCUGAACUUUUCAUACAUUUGCCAAUUGUAAAAACAAAGCAGUAAAGCUAGGCCUACUUUGCAAGACAGUAGGCCUAGUUCUCAGGAUGUUCUCAAAUUAAAGGCACAACUGUUAUUUAAUAAGGUGUGUAUGGGCAAGUUAAAGCACUUGCAGUGUUGGUUAUAGGCUAUGAGUUAAAUUGCAACUGUCAGUAUUUCAAGUAACUUCUCUUAUCUACUGUAAU
Sardina pilchardus (European sardine) is the source of this 2064-nucleotide messenger RNA. It is a transcript of the gene gnb5b, whose product is annotated as guanine nucleotide binding protein (G protein), beta 5b. Gene Ontology annotation, biological process: G protein-coupled dopamine receptor signaling pathway; G protein-coupled receptor signaling pathway. The transcript is spliced from 11 exons. Bases 43 to 1104 code for a protein of 353 amino acids. The record is from RefSeq and is a predicted model, not a curated record. Gene Ontology annotation, cellular component: heterotrimeric G-protein complex; cytoplasm. Lineage: Eukaryota; Metazoa; Chordata; Actinopteri; Clupeiformes; Clupeidae. Gene Ontology annotation, molecular function: signaling receptor complex adaptor activity; protein binding.